Messenger RNA from Aspergillus puulaauensis, 1725 nucleotides. RefSeq names its product fungal specific transcription factor domain-containing protein. Bases 1 to 1725 code for a protein of 574 amino acids. The record is from RefSeq and is a predicted model, not a curated record. Gene Ontology annotation, cellular component: nucleus. Gene Ontology annotation, biological process: positive regulation of transcription by RNA polymerase II. Lineage: Eukaryota; Fungi; Ascomycota; Eurotiomycetes; Eurotiales; Aspergillaceae. Gene Ontology annotation, molecular function: transcription cis-regulatory region binding; DNA-binding transcription factor activity. The transcript is spliced from 4 exons.
AUGGUUCGAGGAGCCCCAGUUGGUGCUCCUCAGGGCACUCACAAAGCAAAAAGGUCCAAAACAAACCCAGCUCCGGUAUCUUCAACUGCACCGCAAACCGCACAGGAUAUGGCACUGCCGCCCCGUCGGUGCGUCCAAGUGUCUGAAAAAGAGCAGAGUGUCCCGAAUAGAGACAUAUUGACGGAGAACCCGACGUGGGACUUCCUAAACAUCGCCGGGGAUGGCGGAGUACAGGGAGGCAUAUCCCCAGGGGCCCCCAGCUUACUCUGUAAUUUCCCCGUGCCCUCGCCGUCAUCGGAAAGAGACAACUUUCAGCCUCCCUGGCAGAACCUGCAAACUGGUCUCGAAAAUGACCUGGACAACCAUUUGGAUGUUGGGAUGCUGGAUUCACUCUCUUGGCUAGAGAACCCAAAAAGCCCCGUGCAGGCUCCUAGCACUGGGGGUGCAAUACCCGCAGUCACUCACGAUAACAUGCUAUCUGCGCCUAAAAGUCCGACGACGACAGGAAAUCCUUCGGGGGUUGGUGCAAAUUAUGACACUCAAAAUUACGACAACCUGAUUGCCACCGAGAUAGACCGAGCUUUAAACGCAACACGACCGAGCGACUCCGACGCUUUCGAACAAUAUCUCCUCAAGCAUUUUAUUGAUAUUCUUGCUCCGUCCUUUUACCCAUUUGACUCCAAGCGAAAUCCUUAUACGGCUGUCUAUGUCCCACUGGCCGGUCGCUCAUCUGCGUUGCGCAAUGCAAUCCUUGUCGCCUCAGCGAAUCACUUGGUCUCGCUGGGUCAAUUCCCUCCUUGGGCUAUGGAGCCCUAUCGUUCGGCGUUGAAGAAUUCUUUGCGGAAAAGCUCUAAUUGCGCUGAUGCGAAUUAUAUGAUGGCUGCCACUGUGCUCCUGUCUAUCGCAGCUGAGGUUAUCGGGUCCGGAAUAGGCACAUGGAGCGUGAAGCUGGAAGACGCCCGGAAGCUUCUUUUUGAUAGCAACCACGGCAGCCUAGGAGCCAAAGGAAAGUUUCUUCGACUACACUAUACCUGGAUGGCGGUCAUUGGUCGAACUCUCUGGGCCCCAGGCUUGCCCGUGAUGCCCCUUACCGACCCUCCCCUUUUAAAUGACAACCACGAGUCAGAGGUAGAGCUUUCUACGGAACAAGAGCAAUGGUUCGGGAAUUUACCAGACUACUCCAUGCUCGUCCUUAUGCGCACCGCAACAGAAUUUGCUCAAAAGGUCGGACAGAUCCCCAUACAAGCAGACCCAAUCCAAACAAUGCAGCAAAUGCUACCCGAAAUAACAGACUUGAUCAUCUCAGUCCGAAUGUGGCAGCCAAAAGCCUCAUCCGCAAUGGAACCGUACGCAAAAUCAGUCCUUGACGUGGGCGAAAUUUGGAGACAGGGCCUGCUCUGUUACAUAUACACCGAUAUAUGUUCCCUGUCGCCAAGUAACUCUAGACUCAGUCAAUGUGUUGCAGCUGCAAUCCCGGCCAUCCAGAGACUUACUUGGAUGCAGUGCGUUCUUUGGCCGGUUUUCAUGAUCGGGCUAAAUGCGAAUAAUCAGGAGAAUCAGUCUACGAUCGAGAGCAGUUUGCAGAAGAUGAACUUUGCGCAUCACUUUAAGACGCCUUUAUCUUUGAUUAAUAUCCUUCGGAAGGUUUGGAGCUCGCAAGGGUCUUCUAGUAAGUGGUGGGAUAUCAUGUCGGAGUGUGGGUUGGAGUUGAAUAUUCUGUUAUGA